Messenger RNA from Trypanosoma brucei brucei TREU927, 474 nucleotides. RefSeq lists its product as hypothetical. The record is from RefSeq and is a predicted model, not a curated record. The coding region runs from base 1 to 474 and encodes 157 amino acids. The transcript has a single exon. Lineage: Eukaryota; Euglenozoa; Kinetoplastea; Trypanosomatida; Trypanosomatidae.
AUGGACAAUAUACACCACCGCCCCGCUUCGCGCAAAAACGGUUUUCUGCUUUCCGAGGUCUUUUCGUCAUUCACAGCAUUUCUCGUGAACGGCGUCCACUUCAACGUGACGGUGCGGUUCCCUGCCCCCUCUUGUCGUGGGAAGCCGGAAGCAGCCCGCAUUUUCCACGUGAAAAACAACAGCAUUGCGUGUGAGCCCCCAAUGCCGUCAUACGGCACAGGGAGGCAGCUGCAUCAUGGCGCGGUACCGUUCCCUGUCGGUUCCACGUCACACUCCAUCAUGUUAUUGCCCGGCCGUUGUGGAAAUUGGUUUUUUUUUCACCCACAACUCCAAACUGGAGAAGGCCCCCCAACCUCGUCCUUCAGAAUCAUUUCCUCGGCCUCUAAAAUAAGCACUUCCUCCUUAGCCCCCUCACAGCGGUACAUUACAUCAGGCAACUCAACAGUUAUUGGAGGUCCAACUGCAACUUGUUGA